Pediculus humanus corporis (human body louse) is the source of this 6189-nucleotide messenger RNA. RefSeq names its product Phosphatidylinositol 4-kinase alpha, putative. Gene Ontology annotation, molecular function: 1-phosphatidylinositol 4-kinase activity. Bases 1 to 6189 code for a protein of 2062 amino acids. Gene Ontology annotation, cellular component: cytoplasm; plasma membrane. Gene Ontology annotation, biological process: phosphatidylinositol-mediated signaling; phosphatidylinositol phosphate biosynthetic process. The record is from RefSeq and is a predicted model, not a curated record. Lineage: Eukaryota; Metazoa; Arthropoda; Insecta; Psocodea; Pediculidae. The transcript is spliced from 29 exons.
AUGUCUUUGAACGAGAAAUUAUUUUUUCGAAGAGCAAUACAACAUUUAGCUAGAUCAUUAGCGGCUAUUUCAAAAACACCUUGGGAAAAGGUUGAAAAAUUGCUACUUUUUUGCCCUAAAAAAUAUGAUUCCGAAGAAAUUUAUCAUAUUGAUCAAAGAGGACAGGAUGCAGUAAUUGCUUUAGGGAUUUACUUUUUGGAAUCCGGUUUUCAACAUUCAGAUAAAAUCCUUCCCUAUUUAUUAAAAUUAUUAAAGGCCUUACAUUUAGUAAAAUGGCUAGAUGAAAUUCCAUUAGGGAAAGAUGACAGAAUUCCAGUAGCGGAAAGAUUUAGCUUUUGUCUUAACACAUUAUUAUCAGAUAUAGCUGCCAGAAAUGAUUUACUUAGGGAAAGAAUCAUAACGGCACAGAUUAAACAAUUGGAAAGUUUAUGUCAUCUUAUUCACAAGCAUAAAAGUAAUAGCAGUACACAUCAAACUGAUGAUUCAAAGAUAUAUUUAUGUCGAAAUGUUGUACCGGUUUUUUUCGGAUUAGCAAGAUCUAUGGGUAGAUUAUCUACAACUGAUCCUCCACUUAUAUGUUGUAUUUUUCCAAAACCUCUACCUCCCACACAAACAGAAGGAACUUGUUUGAAUUUAACGAAAAAAAAAAAUUUUUCAACUUUUAGAAAUAUUAUACCACAUAGUCUUAGUGCCAACCUUAGCGACUCAACAUUUUUAGGACAGCCCAAUAAGGGACACCAAAUAGAAGCUUUAAGAUCAUGGAGUUCAACAUCUGCUGGAAACAUUUAUGAUCCAACAAUACAUUUUUUCUCAAAAUAUGGUUCAAGUUUUAAUCAGUUUUGCAGUGGGAAAAUCUCUGAUUCUCCGACUAAAAAAUCAAAUGUAAAUUUAUCUGUGGCACAUUUAAAAACAAUAUUAACAGUUGCAGAAAACUUACUAGUUAAAGAUGUUUUGAAUUAUUUGGAUGAUUGUGCGAGUGAAGUUUAUGCAAGCGGCCAUAUUAAAAUUUUUCCAUACAAUUCGUUUAGAGAAACAUUAAAUUUGGUUACUGUUACACUUUUACGAGAAGUUUUGCACUACCAAAAAGAUCUACCUUCUUCGUUUACAAACGAAGUCCAAGAUUUUGUCAAAGAUUUAUGUUUGUCUGGUCAAACUGAACUUCAAAGUCUUCACCAUGACGCGUCUGAACGACAGGAUAGAGAUACUAAUUUUGCUACCGUCAAUAAAUUUAAACUCAACGUAAUGGCGAAUGCAGCUUGUGUUGAUUUAUUAGUUUGGGCAAUAGGGGAUGAAGCAGGGGCGGAUAGUUUAUGCGGUAGACUCACGGAAAAAAUCAACAGCAAUCAAAAUUAUAAAUUAAUUUUAGCACACAUGCCAUUAUUGUUAGUUUGUCUUGAAGGAUUGGGAAAAUUAGCGGAUAAAUUUCCCAAUAUAGCGAGUACAUCCAUUUAUUGUUUACGUGAUUUUCUCGUCACGCCAUCACCGAUUUUACUAAAACUUCACAAGCGUCAAAACGAUAAGCAGUCGCAUCGAGUUUUAAUUCAAGGGAAAAAUCAAGAGGAAACAACUACGAAUUAUUCCUCUUCCGAAAUCGCAUUUGAAAAACUAAGGGAUGUUGCUAUUGAAAAUUUAUGCAUAGCUUUAGAAGCAGCCUUCACCGUCGAUCCUUAUUGUGUUCCCGCUCUCGUAGCAAGCGUAUCUAAAAGACUAUUUACUGCCGAAAAAUCAAAUAGCGAAUCAUCUUUAAUAUCAAACAAUAGUAUUUAUAUGUUGGGUCACGUGGCUGUGGCAUUAAAAGACACGCCGCGAGCAACGGAAACUAUUUUACAAUUUUUCCAGCAAAGAUUAUGUCGCGAACCUUCGGCUUUAGACAAUUUAAUUAUAGAUCAAUUGGGGUGCAUAAUAAUAGCUAAAUGCGAGCCGCAUGUUUACGAAGAAAUAAUGGGCAUGUUUACAACCAUUACCGUCGAGGCGAGUUCUGCUGCUUAUACAAACACGGACGAUAGGAAACAACAGUACAGGCACGUUUCGGGUUCCGUGAUAAACGCAUUGGCAAAUAUAGCGGCUAGUUUACAGGGAGACGAAGCCAGAUACGAAUUUUUAGUUAAAUUAUUAGAACUUUUCGUUCAGUUGGGAUUGGAGGGAAAGAGAGCAUCGGAGAAAGCACCCGUGGCCUCAAAAGCAUCCAGUAGUGCAGGGAAUUUGGGAGUUUUGAUACCCGUAUUAGCAGUAUUAGUCAAACGGUUACCAUUUAUUCAUAAUCCGAAACCAAGACUUCAUAAAUUAUUUCGUGAUUUUUGGUUGUAUUGCGUCGUUAUGGGUUUUACGGCUCACGAUUCAGGUUUAUGGCCUUCUUAUUGGUACGACGGCGUUAAAGAAAUAGCCGUAAAAUCUCCUUAUUUGGUUACGAGAACUUCUUCGAAAUCUGGAAUGAGAGAAUUACAAUACACGUCUGCUGUUAGAAACGACAGCGUUUCUCUGACAGAAUUACAGGAAUUAAAAAAUCAAAUCUUAAAUCUUCUUAAUCAUCCGGCAGAUGUGACGACGUACAUUAACAAACUCUCGUUUGCGCAAUGUUGUUAUUUAUUGUCCGUAUACUGGCUGGAAAUCCUUAGAAUACAAAAUUCCAAAGAGCCAAGUUUACAACCCAUUUUAGAGUACUUGAGCGAUACGGCAUUGCAAAAGGAUAAAGCGGGAAUGUGGCAAUGCAUUUGUUGUGUCGGCGAUAGAAUAUUUGCCCAAUUCCUCGACGUCAUGUCGAAUAAACCUAAAAAUGAAUCGAGAGAGAGAGAAUUGGAAAAUCACGCUCAAUUCCUCCUGGUUUCUUUCAAUCACGUACAAAAACAAAUACGUAGAGUCGCCGAUAAAUAUUUAUCCGGAUUGGUCGAUAGGUUUCCGCAUUUGCUCUGGAACAGACGAGUUCUUCACACCAUGUUAGACAUUCUUCAAGUUCUCUCUUUUUCCCUCGAAUUUGAUCCGAACGAAGAAACGCCCACGCUUAACAUACCGGAAACGCCUUUCACGCUACAAUUGAUGGAUACUUUGGAAGCGAGAGAAGGAAUCGUGAAAGAUUUUGCCGCUCGUUGCAAAGGUAUAGUUCAAGAAGCCAUGAAAUGGACACCUCAAGCCACGAGAUCUCAUCUUCAAGAUUAUUUAAAUCAAUUAUCGUCAUCGGGUUUGUGGCAUCAUUCCGGUUUGUCGUUAGCAAUUGAAAGUGUUUUACAGUACACGGGACUAAAUUCUCAAUCUGCACCUCUUAGCUCUAGCACUUUGGACAAACGGCCACGUUGCGUCACGAGUGAUUCAUCGCGUUUCAUAACAUCUCAAAGCUUACGUUCGAGGUAUAUGGGCGAAGUGAUGGGAUUGAUGAACGAAGGAGAAAAACAUAAAUUAAUAACUCAAUUGGUGGACAAAGUUUGGGAAUCGUGUGCGAUGAAAGACGAUGAAACGCACGGAGCAGCUUUGUGGAGAGUCACCGCUCUAUUAAUUUUAACACCAGGUAUGGAUAGGAGGUUACUUCACGUCGUUGCUUGGUCUCAAGUUGCUUUAUUUACCGAAAUAGCCGUAGAAACGGCCGUUGAAUGUUGGUCGUGGUUAAUGACUGCGAGACCGGAUUUGGAAUUGAGAUUUUUACAAGAAAUGUUUUCCGCUUGGCAGUACACCGUAGACAAAAAAUUGGGUUUAUUUUCAAAAGAAAUAAAUGAAAUAAGUCCUCUGGCAUGUCACGAGGGUUGCGUUUUGGAACCGAAACCGCCAUUCGUUAAACCCCACGAUAUUUGGGUUCAAUACCUGGCCGAGAUAGUCGAAACUGCAAAAUACAACAGUCAGGAAAUUGUCGAAAUGGUUGUGACGCUUUUGCAUCGGAGUUUACCCAUAACGGUCGGAGCGACGAAUAAUCAUCCCAACAGGCACGUGUCUGCCGUUGGAGUUCGUUUCAGGCUUCUAUCUUGCGGAUUGUCUUUACUACAAGGAGACAUUCUUCCAAAAUCUUUAUCUAAAAAUGUUUUACGUCAACGCAUAUACUGUAAUUGUUUAGAUUAUUUUUGUUCCGUACCUAAAUUUCCAACGUUGAAAGGUGCGAAAUUGAGAGACGAUAUUAUUUGCCUCGUUAAAUUUUGGCAAACGAUGAGAUCCGAUAAAAAACAUCUCAAAGCCAGCGUCGUCGGAGAUUUAGAUCUCUACAGUCAAAAUCCGGGUCCGAGUAACAACAGCGAAACGAGAUCGACGUCUGGUGAAUUUACUCGCGGACCAACAGGAUGGAUAAAUACGGUUCCUCUCUCUACGAGCACGAACACAUUGUCGAAAAGAAGUACGAGAUCGAAACGAGUAACGAACGGAGAUGAAUUUAUAAAAGAUUACAUGAGAAAAAGAAGUUUGAUCCUUGAACUAUUGGCGGUGGAAAUUGAAUUUUUAUUGACGUGGCACAAUCCGAGUUCUCGUCCGGAUUUGAUCGUGGCAAACGAAGAAAACAUCGCCGCCUGGAGAAAUAAAACGAUGACGGAAAAAGUUUGGCGCGAUACGGCUCGUUUAGCGUGGGACAUAAGUCCGACAUUGGCUGUGUUUUUACCGCACCGUUUCAAAAACGAAGAAAAUAUCAUCAAGGAAGUUUCUCGGCAGGUCCGAUUGAAUCCGAUAUUGGUUGCUCACAUACCUGAAGCGUUAAGAUAUUUAUUGACGACGGAUACCAUUCUCAACGAAGCCCAAGAGUUAGUGUACGCUCUAUCUUGGUCCAGAGUUAGUCCCGUACAGGCUUUGUCAUAUUUCUCCAGGCAAUUUCCUCCGCAUCCCAUUACGGCGCAAUAUGCGGUUCGAGUUCUCGGCUCUUAUCCCGCUGACACGGUUCUCUUUUACAUUCCGCAAAUUGUUCAAGCCCUUCGACACGAUACCAUGGGUUACGUGAUUGAAUUCAUAAAAUACAUUUCAAAAAAAUCUCAAUUGGUCGGUCACCAGUUGAUUUGGAGCAUGCAAACGAACAUGUACAUGGAUGAAGAUCAACAAAUCAAAGAUCCUGUUCUAUAUGACGUUUUGGAAUCAUUAAUGAAUUCGAUUAUCGAUUCACUUUCGGGUCAGGCCAAAGAAUUCUACAAGAGAGAAUUUGAUUUUUUCAAUAAGAUCACUCACAUUUCCGGAGAAAUCCGACCGUAUCCCAAAGGUCCGGAAAGAAAACGUGCGUGUUUGGAAGCGUUGAGCAAAAUAAAAGUUCAACCGGGAUGCUACCUUCCGUCGAAUCCCGAAUCAAUGGUUUUGGAUAUAGAUUACAAAAGCGGAACCCCCAUGCAAAGUGCUGCCAAAGCUCCGUAUUUGGCGAGAUUUAAAGUUUUGAAAUGUGGCAUCACUGAAUUGGAAAAAUUAGCUUUGGAAACGAGCAGUACCGGAAAACAGAAUUUCGAAAAUAAAGGACCGGAAGUUUGGCAAGCGGCUAUAUUUAAGGUUGGCGACGAUGUUCGACAGGAUAUGCUCGCUCUUCAAGUCAUCGGUUUAUUCAAAAAUAUUUUUCAACUAGUCGGUCUAGAUCUUUAUUUAUUUCCAUAUCGCGUUGUUGCCACAUCUCCCGGCUGUGGAGUCAUAGAAUGCGUACCGAAUGCAAAAUCCCGGGAUCAAUUGGGAAGACAAACCGACAUCGGAUUGUACGAAUAUUUUAUUAAAAUGUACGGAGACGAAACAACGAAAGAAUUUCAAACGGCUCGUAGAAAUUUUAUUAAAUCAAUGGCCGCGUAUAGCGUCACGGGAUUUCUUUUGCAGAUCAAGGAUCGUCACAACGGGAAUAUAAUGUUGGAUCAAACGGGUCACAUAAUACACAUAGAUUUUGGAUUCAUGUUCGAAAGUUCUCCCGGUGGGAAUUUAGGAUUCGAACCCGACAUUAAAUUAACGGAUGAAAUGGUCAUGAUAAUGGGUGGAAAAAUGGAAGCGCCGCCAUUUCGAUGGUUUAUGGAACUUUGCGUGCAAGCUUAUUUAGCUGUGAGACCUUAUCAAGAAGCAAUAAUUUCAUUGGUAUCCCUCAUGUUGGACACGGGACUUCCAUGUUUUCGAGGUCAAACAAUUAAAUUAUUACGAGCGAGAUUUGCUCCCCAAGCAUCGGAAAAGGAAGCCGCGAAUUACAUGUUGUCCGUUAUAAGAUCUUCAUUUUUAAAUUUUCGAACACGAACAUACGACAUGAUACAGUAUUAUCAAAAUCAAAUACCUUAUUAA